Molecule: messenger RNA, 668 nt
Organism: Medicago truncatula (barrel medic)
Lineage: Eukaryota; Viridiplantae; Streptophyta; Magnoliopsida; Fabales; Fabaceae
Exons: 2
Coding region: 227-637 (136 amino acids)
Source: RefSeq, a predicted model, not a curated record
GCGCUAUGCAAUAUUGACUGAUCCUAAGUCCAACAAGUUUGAAGUAUUGGUCGACAGAGUAAACGGAGCAUUUUUUCUCACAAAGGGAUGGAAAGCGAUUCGUGACUUUUACGGAAUCAAUCUUGGUGCCUGGAUUACCUUGGUUUUUGUGGGUGACGGACAAUUUGAUAUACAGUUGACUGAUAGGUUUCACAAGAGUAUCCCCUACCCGGUUUUUGAUCCCCCUAUGCAUUUCCUUCUUGACAAGAUGAAUUUGCAAGCAACUUUCGAUGACUAUCUCCCCCCAAUAACAUCUCUUCUCGCUUAUCAUCACAAUAUCACUGACAUGGUUCUUGAAUUCAAAAAAAAAUUAACUGAGUAUGAUGUUACUAAAGGUUGCAUGAUUCUACUUUACACCGGCAAUGUUCCGCAGAUGCUUGAUACACUCUUAACAACUGUGAAUAUUAUCGAUGAUUGCGGUAACAGAUGGGUUUGUGAGCUAACUUUUGCAACUUUUCCUUAUGAACACUUCAAGAUAGGACGGCGUUGGAAUAGGUUUGUGGAAGCUCGCAGGCUCCGUGAAGGUGUGAAGAUCAGAGGGGGUGCUCCGAUGGUUGGGUCACAUGAUACCAUCUACCUUGAUGUUAUUUACAAUUAGUCCAUGUUUAGAUAAAUUGUGCAACACCUUU